AUGGGUUAUAUCGAAACCACAGCGGGACAACCGCUUCAGUACAUGUCUGCUGUUUACCAACACGGCUUGAAUUCUGAAAGGCCUCCUUUCACUUUCCAUAGUAAUGACUGGGAAACACUUGCAAAAGAACAAAUGUUCAAAAACUCUUUAGGCUAUGUUUGCGGGUGUGCCAGUACUGGCGAAACGGACAAGAAAAACCGGGCGGCUUUUCAAAAAUGGUCUAUGAUUCCUAACCGUUUGGUUAGGACUGAUGAUUUUACGUCUCUGGAAACUCAGUGUUUAGGCGCAAACUUGCCGGUACCAAUCGCAGUUGCUCCCGUUGGCGUGCAAAAGAUCUUCCACCCAGACGGCGAAAUGGCUGCUGCCGCUGCUGCUGCUCAGGAAAAUGUGCCAUACAUUUAUAGUUCUGCGGCCGCAACCUCAAUUGAGGAUGUGGCCAAGGCAAAUGGUAACGGCGUUCGCUGGUACCAAUUGUAUUGGCCCGCGAACGAAAACAACAAUAUCACCAAAAGCUUGUUGAAAAGAGCAAAGGAAAAUGGAUUUUCAGCGCUUUUCGUUACCCUCGAUACUUUCAAAUUAGGCUGGCGGCCGAGUGACCUGGACAAUGGUUAUAAUCCAUUUCUUCGUCCGGAUUCCAUUGGUGCAGCCCUCGGUUUCACUGAUCCCGCGUUCCGCGAGCAAUUCAAGGAAAGACAUGGUAAAGAAAUCGAAGAAGACCUUGAUGCUGCUGCCAAAGAGUGGGCUGCAACAAUAUUCCCAGAGUUCAGCCAUGGAUGGGAAGAUCUGGAGUUCUUGCGCAACAAUUGGAACGGACCCAUUGUUUUGAAGGGUAUACAAUCGGUUGGCGACGCUAAAAAAGCCGUGGAGUAUGGAAUGGAUGGUAUUGUCGUAUCUAAUCACGGUGGUAGACAACAAGAUGGUGGUGCGGCGUCACUGGACUGUCUUGUUAAAAUAGUUGACGCUGUUGGAACCAAGAUCGAUAUUUUAUUUGAUUCUGGAGUAAGAUGUGGAAGCGACAUUGCCAAAGCAUUGGCUUUGGGUGCCAAAAGUGUUCUCAUCGGACGUCCCUACAUAUUCGGGUUGGCUAUGGGUGGACAAGUCGGGGUGAGCCAUGUUCUGCGUUCGUUGCUUGGCGAUUUGAUAAUGACUUUGCAUUUGGCAGGAAUUCCCUCCGUCGACCCAAAGCACUUGAACCGCGACAUUUUGGAGUAUUCUGCUUGA
This is a messenger RNA of Lachancea sp. 'fantastica', 1221 nucleotides long. The record is from the annotation of a GenBank genome assembly. Lineage: Eukaryota; Fungi; Ascomycota; Saccharomycetes; Saccharomycetales; Saccharomycetaceae.